CCUACAUCUCUCUCAAAAAUUGUCACUAGCACACAAGCGAAGGGGAGAGAGCCAGACCCUUAUCCUCCUUUCCCAGCACAUCAAGUUCCUUCAUCUCAGGUCUUUUUUUCUUUUACAUGGCGCAAGGGCUCUUCAAACGGGACGAUACUGCUUGCGGUUCUGGGUGCGAGAAAGCCAGCACGGAUUUGGAUAACCGAGCAUCACUGACGGGUGUAGAAUACAGCAGUUCCGGCGCCUCCGCCUUCUCGUUCUCCUCUAGCCGGCUCUAUGACGAGUAAUGGUCGGCUCGUUCUGCUGGAUGCUCCCAGCUCUAACCGGAUCGUCGACGGUACCCUAUUCAACCGCAGAUUGCCAUUUUCGGAAGAAACCUUCAAAGAGCUAGGAGAUACAUAUGGAAACUGGGGAUCAGAAUUUUAGGAAAAAGGAUAUCUAGUUGUUUUCUUCCAUUUUCAUUUAUGUUGAUUAAUUUAUUUUGCUCACGGUGAUUUUUUUUAUUCCAUCGUUGACUUGAUUUGUCAAAUUGAUGUUAACGGUGGCAGCAGUAUAUUAGAUUUACCGUCUUAAUUCUGGACAUUCCUUUCGUUGGUUUUGAACUGGACUAUCCUGCCCAUCCACCUCUCCUAUAUUUUUCUGCGCCUGUAACUAAAUAGAGCUUUCCCCGUCCUUGAUUUUUCUCUGGUCCCCUUGUCUCUUGUCCCUCUUUAUUAGAAUAGACUAGGGUUUGCUUAGCCAUAUUAAGUGAGGACGGCGUGUUUGUUGAGCAAUUUGCAGCUACGUAGGUCAACAGUUGUUGUAACACAUCGAAUGGUUUAGAUACAUUCAGAUUCAAGGCAAAGCCUUCCAUUACUCUAUCAACUCCCCACCCCUUUAACGUCUCUUAUUUUUUUGUUGCUAAAGCUGUAUUUAUCCUCAAACCCUCACAUGUCAUAAACUACCGGCUAUUUAUGCGCCUCAAUUGUCAUAAUUAAAUUCUCGUAUUGCUCAAAAUCUCUGGCAGCGUGCUGUAACAUUUGCUCAAGAUCAUGUAAAUAAACAGCCCUGUAGCUUUUUCGUUUGAAUGACAUGCUUGGGGUAUUAUUAAAGGCCUAUGAUAUUAGCAGUAAAGUGUAUAUUUCUGUAUUAUCUUUGAAUAGUGGCUUUGCAGCCUGUAUGUACGUGUAAGUUUAACAGUAGUGCUAUAGCUCCUGCAUAUCUUACCUAGCUCGAUUAAGAAAAGGACGAAACAUAGGUUCAAAUUAUUCAUUGGUGGAAAAAGAACAUUACAUAAGCAGGUAAAGCGUGCGAAAAAUAACCUUUACCAUUAAAAAUAGCCAGAAAGGCUCACCUAUUUCUUACUUAAUCGGUUCUCACCCAAACGCAACCAUAAGGUUCCUACCGCAUCCACCCCCUUCCCCCUCCUUUCGCUCAAAUAUAUCCCAUUUUUUAAAUUUGGUUUGGUCCCGUAAAUUUUCAAAUAUUUAUUUCCUAUACAUCAAGAGGAAGGGGGGUCCCCCUUUCAUGGAAUGCGGAAACAUGGGUGUGUUUGACCGCGGAGUUCAGAUGUUAUUGACCACGGUGGGCGCGUUCGCUGCCUUCAGCCUCAUGACCAUCGCGGUGGGCACGGACUACUGGCUGUACUCGCGCGGCGUCUGUAAGAUCAAGACCAACAACGAGAACGAGACCAGCAAGAAGAACGAAGAGGUGAUGACCCAUUCGGGACUGUGGAGGACAUGUUGCUUGGAAGGAAACUUCAAAGGAUUGUGUAAGCAGAUAGAUCACUUUCCAGAAGACACAGAUUACGAAGCAGAUGCCUCGGAGUACUUCUUGCGGGCCGUGCGAGCGUCAAGUAUCUUCCCCAUCCUCAGCGUCAUCCUGCUCUUCAUGGGUGGCCUGUGUAUAGCUGCCAGUGAGUUCUACAAGUCUCGCCACAAUAUCAUCCUUAGCGCAGGCAUCCUCUUCGUGUCUGCAGGCCUCAGUAACAUCAUUGGCAUGAUCGUGUACAUAUCAGCCAAUGCGGGGGAUCCCUCAAAGAGCGACUCCAAGAAAAACAGCUACUCGUACGGCUGGAGUUUCUACUUUGGUGCUUUGUCCUUUAUCAUGGCUGAGAUGGUGGGCGUGUUGGCCGUGCACAUGUUUAUCGACCGGCAUCGAGAGUUGCGCGCAGGCGCGCGAGCCGCAGAUUACCUGCAGGGCUCGGCCAUCACACGCAUCCCGAGCUACCGGUACCGCUAUCGACGCCGUUCCCGCUCCUCGUCCCGCUCCACAGACCCGUCACACUCCCGCGACGCCUCGCCGGUGGGCUUGAAAGGUUUCGGAGCGCUGCCUUCCACCGAGAUCUCAAUGUACACGCUCACCCGCGGGGGAGACACCCUAAAGACCGGUCAAGGCACCCCCACCACAACCUACAAUUCCGAGAGGGACCACAACUUCCUGCAGGUCCACAACUGCAUCCAGAAGGACCUAAAAGACUCAUCCCACACUAACACAGCCAACCGACGUACCACCCCUGUAUGAGGCACAACCUCCCCCCAUACAGAUAGCGGGGAGAAAGGAGCAGGGCUGAGGUGGAGAUGAGGCCCAAAGUAUUACAGAUCAAACUUCAUGUACCAUGAGUUUUCAUGACUAUGAGGAAAAGGGAGGAUUUUUACUUUUCGAUCAAAGAUUACACAUGUAUGCAUGAUUUUGCCAUUUGCCAUUGACAAAAUAAGUCUGGUUUUAAAUGGAGAAAGGUAAUGCGAGGUUUGCAGAAGGGUUCAUUCAGCCUGUGACAUGGGAGCUGUAGCUUGUGGUGUGGAUUUGACAUCUUUUUUUGUUAAAAAAAAACAUUUCACUACUCUUGUCGGUCUACAUGGAACAAGCUACAGCUCUCUCAUAGCGUUCUUCCCCUUUCCAAUGUAUUCAUCAUAUUUAUGUUCAUUUGUUAUGUGCAUAAAAACUGUGAACCUUUGCAGUAGGGUAUUCAGUAAGUAAUAGCCCAGUCUGCAAUCUCUUACAAAAGGUACAAUAUAUAUACAUAUAGUAUAUAUAUGUAUGUAUUAAUUUUAUAAAUAAAUUAACAUAAUAUUCAAGACUUUUCUGAGGAAAAAAAAAAACAAGAAAAGGAAAUACCGCUGUUGUUUGGUGUUGGAAGAGACAGGGGUCCCCGAGCGACCGUGGAUGAUGGAUGACAUCACAAGAGAAUCUUCACUGCAAUGCUGCUGCAACAACAGACUAAGACAUUCAACCUUAGACAAAAUUCUAUUCUUUUAAAAGAACCUUCUCAUCUUUUUCUCAGUCCCUGUUUGCUUCCUUUUGUUUUCCUCUCACUUUCGGUCGUCAUAGGAGCGAGGAAAAACAGCGCGUAUGUCGAACCCCUUCACCGCAACGAAAGGGGUCAGAGUUCGCUAAAAGACUCCAGAAAUGACUGCCGAGACGAAAAUAAAGGAAGGAGGAGGGGAGGAGGGAAAGAAGAGGAUGCAGAACUCUAAAUAAACACUUGCGAGAAAGCAAGCGACAAAUAAAAGUACGAAAUAUUACGAGAAACGAAGCUAAGUGACUCACGAACACAAAGAUUAAAUGCAUGCUAUAAAUUUACAGCAAUCCUGCUCUUGAAACUUAAGUUUUAAAGGAUAAUGAUUAUUAUAAAGGGAAAAGCGAUGUUAAAAAAGUUAAAUAUUAAUGUUUUGUGUGCUCUUUUUGUUUUGGUUUUCUCAUUAUGAUAUUAUACUUUGGUGAUAAACCAAACAAAUGACAACAGAAAUGCUUUUUUAAUUCUGAGUUAUUUCUUUGUAAGUACAUGUAUUUCUUUCAUUGGUUUAUUUUUCUCAGAAUCACACGCCUUAGUCAUUUUAAUGUGUCGUUUUAUUUGAAAUGAAAUCUAAAGGUGCCAAAACAGAAUGAUCCUAAACUUGGAUGCAUCAAGUCCUGAUGAAUAAAAAGACAAACCCAAGGGGGAACAAACUC
Triplophysa dalaica is the source of this 3921-nucleotide messenger RNA. RefSeq names its product calcium channel, voltage-dependent, gamma subunit 2a (gene cacng2a). The coding region runs from base 1498 to 2493 and encodes 331 amino acids. Gene Ontology annotation, cellular component: AMPA glutamate receptor complex; voltage-gated calcium channel complex; postsynaptic density membrane. The transcript is spliced from 4 exons. The record is from RefSeq and is a predicted model, not a curated record. Lineage: Eukaryota; Metazoa; Chordata; Actinopteri; Cypriniformes; Nemacheilidae. Gene Ontology annotation, biological process: regulation of AMPA receptor activity; transmission of nerve impulse; positive regulation of synaptic transmission, glutamatergic. Gene Ontology annotation, molecular function: channel regulator activity; voltage-gated calcium channel activity.